Molecule: messenger RNA, 965 nt
Organism: Daphnia pulicaria
Lineage: Eukaryota; Metazoa; Arthropoda; Branchiopoda; Diplostraca; Daphniidae
Product: peptidyl-prolyl cis-trans isomerase-like
Exons: 4
Coding region: 16-669 (217 amino acids)
Biological process (GO): protein folding; protein peptidyl-prolyl isomerization
Cellular component (GO): intracellular membrane-bounded organelle
Molecular function (GO): peptidyl-prolyl cis-trans isomerase activity
Source: RefSeq, a predicted model, not a curated record
UUCUUCGCUCGACCAAUGCCUGCAGUUGAAGCAGUUGCACCCAUACGCGGCGUCACUACUGGCGCCAUGGCACUUAUCCUCAGUCGUUCUUCGAUUUUGUCCUCUCACUUGACUACUGCGCGUGUUACAGUCUUCUCCUCUCGAUUGUUCGCCAAAAAACCCGAAAAAAUCAUGGCCAACCCAAAAGUUUUCUUCGAUGUCGCCAUCAACAACCAGAAUAUCGGCCGAUUGGUCAUGGAGCUCCGUGCUGAUGUGGUUCCCCGCACAGCCGAGAAUUUCCGUGCUCUGUGCACCGGCGAAAAGAAUGGAAUGACCUACAAGGGAUCCACUUUCCAUCGUAUCAUCCCCCAAUUCAUGUGCCAAGGUGGAGAUUUCACCAACCACAAUGGCACUGGUGGCAAGUCCAUCUACGGCAACAAGUUUGAGGAUGAGAACUUCCAGCUGAAGCACACCGGACCUGGUAUCUUGUCCAUGGCCAAUGCUGGACCCAACACCAAUGGCAGUCAGUUUUUCCUCUGCACUGCCAAGACCUCGUGGUUGGAUGGCAAGCACGUCGUUUUCGGUCAAGUCGUUGAGGGCAUGGACCUUCUUAGACAGAUUGAAGCUUGCGGCGCGUCUAGCGGCAAACCAGUCAAGCCCGUCAAGAUCCUCGAUUGCGGUCAGCUGUAGAUUGCAGACCUAUCGAAAACGGCGCCGUGGCUUUCUUUUGCCCUCUUUAAGUUUCAGCAUUAUGUGUUAAUUAAAAUCUGGACCCUACCCCUUGCUAACCCUCAAUUUUUACCUUAGUAAUCCGCCUUUUUGCCGGUUCCCUUUACUUAGCUACAACACAAAUCAUUCCACAUGAAUGUCGUGAAACAAACUGUGGCAUAAUCGUUCCCUUUACGUGUCGUACUCUUUACAACAUCUCCAUGGAGGCGUCCGUUUAAUCUGAACAAUACAUGGCGAUAAUACAAUAAUCAACCUUG